GAUAUACCAAGUCUAAAAGGAAAAGUUGCAUUGGUAACGGGAGGAACGGGUGGAAUAGGAUUGGAGACAUGCCAUGCAUUGGUACGACAUGGUGCACAUGUAUUCUUAGGUGCAAGAUCUGAAUUGAAAUUCAAACAGGCACUUGAAACAAUCAAGACAAGAUUAGCAUUAGAACCUAUACCAAAUCAAAUCGAAGGUGAAGAUGAAAUCGCUUUAGGGAAAAUCGAAUAUCUUCCUUGUGAUCUUUCAACGAUGGACCAAGCAGAUCAAGCUGCAAAAACAUUCUUACAAGCAGGAACAAAAAGGUUAGACAUCUUUAUUGCUUGUGCAGGAAAAGGAUCGGGAAAGAGUGAGAUAACCGAAGAUAAAGUGGAAUCAUUCAUGGCAACCAAUACAGUCAAUCAUAUGGUCAUGCUGAGAAGGCUGAUACCGCUGAUACGCAAAACUUCUCAUGAACAAAAAUCAGGAUCAAGUAGGAUCAUCUUUGUUUCUUCUUGUGCUCACAGAUGGUGUUCUCUUCCUUGGCCUAUAGGAAAUCCUGCAUCUUUUGAAUCAUGGCAAAGUGUGAACGAUGAGAAGAGAAGUAGCAAUAAUCUAUACAGUCAAAGCAAACUUGCACAGAUCCUAUUAUCAAGCCGGCUAAAUCGAGAAUUACAAGCAUUAGAUUCUGAUCGACCAGGAGGAUGCAAUAUUGCCUGUGUAUCCUUACAUCCGGGUGAGAUCAAUAACGACUUUGUUCAAAGAAACUUUUUGAGAGAAGUGAGCCGGUUUCACAUUCUCAAAUUGGCACAAUCAUACCCCGCAAUUUUGCGAUUGGUCCUAUUGAAUGCUAUGGAAGGAGCGAGAACGUGCUUGUUUGCUGCAACAUCUUCACAAAUCGACAAAAAUAAAUGGAGUGGUCAAUAUCUAACAUAUCCAUGUCAAUUAGGAAGAGCAAGUGAUGCAGCAAAGAAUGAAGAAAUGGAAGAAAAAUGUUGGCAAUUAGUUCAAAAAAAGAUUGAUGAGAAAUUCGGACAG
This is a messenger RNA of Meira miltonrushii, 1017 nucleotides long. RefSeq names its product NAD(P)-binding protein. The annotation marks the transcript as partial. The record is from RefSeq and is a predicted model, not a curated record. The transcript has a single exon. NCBI's taxonomy places the organism in Eukaryota, Fungi, Basidiomycota, Exobasidiomycetes, Exobasidiales, Brachybasidiaceae.